AUGGCCAACCACGGGCCGAGUUACGGUCUAAGCCGGGAACUCGAAAAGAAGAAUCAGGCUCGAUUCAGUUUGGACGAGGCAAUUGAAGUGCUGCUAUGGGUGCAAAGUGUGACUCAGAUGCCAUAUUCGUCCGACCCAACUACUUGCCGGACAGCGGCCGACGUCGCUGAACUCCUGAAGGAUGGCGUUCAUUUGUGCAAACUCAUCAAUAGACUUCUGGACAACGGAAGCCGAGUUCCAUUCAAUCCUAAACCAAAGAUGCCAUUCCAUAAGAUGGAAAACAUCUCCAAUUUCCUCGAGGCCUGUAAGGCAUACGGUGUUGCUGAAAUCAGCUGCUUUCAAACUGUGGAUUUGUACGAGAACAAGCAAUGCUAUAAAGUUAUCGAAUGUCUCAGAUCAUUGGCUGCUGUGGCUCAAGCUCGCGGAGCUGACGUCGAUUUUCCACCGUGGGUAGUACGAUUGUCGCAUAGCCGUCCACGACAGUUCCCGGAAUCUGUGAUGCGGCGUGGUGAAAUGGUCAUACCCCUUCAGUAUGGGACGAAUAAGUGCGCCAGUCAGAAAGGGAUGACACCAUAUGGAUUAGCACGUCAGAUAAAACCUGAUCCAUCGGGAUAA
This is a messenger RNA of Haemonchus placei, 615 nucleotides long. The record is from the annotation of a GenBank genome assembly. Lineage: Eukaryota; Metazoa; Nematoda; Chromadorea; Rhabditida; Trichostrongylidae.